Molecule: messenger RNA, 492 nt
Organism: Aureobasidium pullulans EXF-150
Lineage: Eukaryota; Fungi; Ascomycota; Dothideomycetes; Dothideales; Saccotheciaceae
Product: cystathionine beta-synthase
Exons: 2
Coding region: 1-492 (163 amino acids)
Source: RefSeq, a predicted model, not a curated record
AUGUCGGACACACAAUCAUACAAGCAGCUUUUGGCCAAAUGGGCCGACAAGUAUCGAGGAGCAACUGUCGAGGACCUCGACCCACCACCUGCUCUGUCAACCUCGCCCGCCUCGCCCAUCUCAAGCGCUCUCAUGGCAGCCUACGAAAGAGAAUAUACCCAUUUGACGGUCGUUGAGCCGGAGACACGCGCGCUUGUUGGUUACCUGUCUAUGCCCAAUCUGAAGGACUUGCUCAAGGCAGGCACUGUCCGCGACACCGACACGGUAGACAAGGCGAUGACCAAGUUCAAGAGAAAGGGCACAAAAUAUCAUGUCAUUACCAUGGACACCCCUUUGGAAGAACUCGAGGCUUUCUAUGAAGGUGUGACAGAGGACGGCCAGAUGCCAGCGCAGGAGUUUGCUGUUGUCACAGACGCUGGCCGCAAAUUCGUUCUGGGUGUUUCGACAAAACAGGACCUUCAGGAAUUUGUCAAGAGAAGACCCGUCUAUUGA